This is a messenger RNA of Venustampulla echinocandica, 2004 nucleotides long. RefSeq lists its product as uncharacterized. The record is from RefSeq and is a predicted model, not a curated record. The transcript has 4 exons. Gene Ontology annotation, cellular component: exocyst. Gene Ontology annotation, biological process: exocytosis; Golgi to plasma membrane transport; intracellular protein localization. Lineage: Eukaryota; Fungi; Ascomycota; Leotiomycetes; Helotiales; Pleuroascaceae. Bases 1 to 2004 code for a protein of 667 amino acids.
AUGUCGGAAUCAAGGGGGAUAUCGCUCAGGACGAAAAGAAAGGGCCGACCAGCAAUAAGUGCACCACAGCAAGUCUCAGGGCCGAUUCCACAGUCUGGAGGUGCUCCACGAAGCACGGGGGGGAAGCCUUCGUUUGAUGGGCCUCCUCCACCGCGACCACAGGCAGGAGGAAAGACGUCUGAUCUCGUCAAGCGAAGAUACUCUACGAGGUUCAAUAACCUCCCGAAUGGCUUCGAUGCCACUAAACCGCCCAUUCCUUCCGUUCCUCAAAUAUCCGGUCAAUAUGCACCAUCUGCUGAUCGUGUACGGGGUCCCUCGCCGGCGAAGGGCCCAGGAUUGACUGUGGACGUCAGAGCCUUGCGAGACCCAAACCUACGCGCGGAGAAGUACAUUGCUGGCCUCCUCGGAAACGCCUCUGAGCAAGACAUUGAGGAAUAUCAGCAAGCGUUGAAGAAGAUGCGAAAUCGGACAUCCAUUGAUCUUCAGCAAAAUGUUUACCAAAAUCGAACGCAGUUUAUUAAGAUUAGUAAGGAGGCGGAGAGACUCAAAGGAGAAAUGCGGGCUCUUAAAAACCUCAUGUCUGAGCUGAAAUCCAACACCACGGCGCUCAGAGCGGCUUCUUCACAAGGAUCUGCGGAAACCGAAUUUGACGCUGGAUUCCCAUCCACAUUAAGCAAGAGGGAUAAGAGAAGCUCGGUGGCAGACCGAACCGCUAUGUGGAAUUCACAGCUUCAGGCUCUAUGGAAAGCCGUUGAAGGUUCCCAAAAGUUCCUCCCUGCGCUCCCCGGUCGUCACGUGGUCCAAAACGCUGGGGACUGGAUCGAGCUGGACAGUGCAACGUGGAAGGCUCGUCGCUCAAUGCAUAUCUUCCUUCUAAAUGAUCAUUUGCUUGUGGCAUCCAGGAAGAAGAGAAAGAUAGAGGGCAAUAAUGUUGACCCCCGACAAGCCUCCUCCAAGCUUGUUGCAGAUCGCUGUUGGCCCAUAUUGGACAUUGAAAUGGUAGAUCUAGCUGGCACCACCGAGUCAAGCAACAGCAGAAACAAAGUUGCGGAUGCAAUUACUAUCAGAGGUGUUGGACAAGAAUCCUUCACUUAUCGUACAGAGAAACCCGAUGGUACAGACAAAGCUUCCCUGAUGAUGAAUUUCAGAAAGGCCGUCGAGGAGCUUCGGAAGGGUCUUCGGUCAGAAAUGGAAUCGAGCAACAAAGCCAAAGAGACCAUCAAUUAUUUCGCCUCACGCGACCCUAGCUUACUCAAGAAAGCUGAGCUGUUUGAGACAUUGUCGGACAUCAAAGACAUGCUGAUUGAAGUUGAUGGGAAUCAGCAAAAUUUACGCUGGGUAGAGAGCCAGGUAGAUGAGCUCGAUAUCGACAUCGCUCUCCAACGCUUCGAUGCGGCCGUCCAGCGUGUCGAAAGGCUGAAUGCAUUGGCCAAGAGCCUCAAAAGUAAUACCGUUGCGCAGGACUUUAUCAGCUUCAAGGCUGACGAACGAGCAACGAAGCUCGCGGGACUUAUCACUCGUGAACUUGUCGAUACACACAAUGAGUUAAAGAAAACGAAACGGAAUGUUAACUGGCUAGCACGGCUAGGCUUUGAGGAUCGUGCGAGGGAAGCAUAUCUCGAGGCCAGGAGUAAUAUUAUCCAGAAGCGAUCCAGGCAAUGCAUUUUCGAAGGGAAUCUUCUUCAGUAUAUCUGGGAAUUGUCAUUCGUGUACUUCACCAUCAUCCGGAAUACUGUCUCCAUCUUUCAGACUUGCUUCCCGCCUUUGCUCAUGAGUGCCUGUGUUAAAUGGGCUAAAGAGCAGGUGGAUGCAUUUAAUACUACUCUUUCACGCCAAUUAAGCAGCACUAAUCGAGAUGGAGCUGUCUGGAAGGAGUGCAUGAAUCAAGCAAUGGAGCAUGCAAAGAUGUUAACGGAGGUUGGGCUGGAUUUUAAGAGCCUCAUAGGGCGCGAUCCGCUCCCGGACAAACCUCAAGACGGGCCGGUUGGGUUAGGCUUAAGUUAG